Molecule: messenger RNA, 2174 nt
Organism: Cryptomeria japonica (Japanese cedar)
Lineage: Eukaryota; Viridiplantae; Streptophyta; Pinopsida; Cupressales; Cupressaceae
Product: transcription factor MYB44
Exons: 3
Coding region: 549-1859 (436 amino acids)
Biological process (GO): regulation of DNA-templated transcription
Cellular component (GO): nucleus
Molecular function (GO): RNA polymerase II cis-regulatory region sequence-specific DNA binding; DNA-binding transcription factor activity, RNA polymerase II-specific
Source: RefSeq, a predicted model, not a curated record
UUCCUAUACCAGUAAUAAUAGUUUGCUCUGGACUCUACUAUUAUAUAAUAGGAGAGCUCUCAAAGCACAGGACUCACGAGAGAUUAGAAUAAAAUGGAAUAUGAUAGGAAGCACCAGUGAAUGGGCAAAGGAGAUGAAUGUACUGAAAAGGAAUGAAAUUUUCAUCUUCUGGGAAGUGGGGUUGCUCUGCAUUUCCAAGAAUGGUGAUAUUAAACUGUUUUUAAGAAAGGCCUAAUAUAAUAAUAUGAUUCUUCUUCGUGUUUUUUAAUACUAUUACAGGAUAUAGAUGCAGAUGUCCAAUGUCCAUCCACAAGGGUGCAUUAUGCUGGUUUAUUUUUUUGUGAUGCCCCUGUAAAAUAUGCUGGGGCUGAAGAAGUAGGCAGUCGAAUAUUAGUGCACAUUCCUUUUGGGAUUUUGUCUUCUUUCUUUCUUGUGCUUCCUGGGUCGAUUUCUUUUUCUGUGUUCUUUAGGUUUUAAGUAUUUUGUCUACGUCUCUGAGGGGGUUAGGUGAGACCUUGUGUCUUUCACCUCAGGGUUUGGAGCCUGUCAUGUUUGAGUUUAUAGGGGAUGAUGAAGGUGGUUUUCUUGGAGGAGGAAGAUGUGUGUCUGGUGAAAGUGAAAGCAGAAGUGAGAUUGCCUUCCAGCAGGUGCUUAGAUCUACUCAGGAACAACACCAACAGCAGGUGGCCUGUGCUAUGGAGACUAGUUCUAGUCUCCUGAAUACCAGUGAUGACAACUGUUCCAGUCAUGAGGAUUAUUGUAUUAAAGAUUCAGAAAACUCCAAUGAGAAAGAAGUGGGUUACUUGUCCUUAAGGUCAAGGCUCUGUGCAAAAGGGCAUUGGAGGCCAGCCGAGGAUGUCAAGCUCAAGGAGUUGGUGGCCCAAUAUGGACCUCAAAACUGGAAUCUCAUUGCUGAGAAACUCCAUGGCAGAUCUGGAAAGAGUUGUAGGUUACGGUGGUUUAAUCAGCUGGAUCCAAGAAUCAACCGAAGGCCAUUCAGUGAAGAGGAAGAAGAACAGCUUAUUACAGCCCAUCGACUCUACGGCAAUAAAUGGGCUAUGAUAGCCCGGCUGUUCCCUGGCCGAACAGAUAACGCCGUAAAAAAUCACUGGCAUGUCAUCAUGGCCAGAAAACACAGGGAUGUUUUCUCUGCCAACCGACGAAGAAGGGCUCAGCAACAAUUCAAGCAAACAAAACAGACCAACAUUUUCUGCAUUGAAGCUGAUUCCAAUUUCAAAAACUAUAUCCCCACAGAGAUGGGUUCAUUCCCGAAUCUUCAGAAACCCUCUUCAGACAUCUCCAUUAAUGAAAUGGAAUUCUCUUCUUACUCGAAUUCAAAUUGCACAGAUUUGUCACUACCCAACAGAAUCCCUAAUUACAGCAUUACUGCCUCCCUAGCUCAGACCUUUGGCACAAUGCAGUCUAUCGGAUAUUCGUCUGGCGGCAAAGAGGGUACACUAUCAUUUGACAGUAAAAGCAUUCCAGGUUAUGAGCCACACAAAUUUCGUGUGCCUGGUGUCCCACCAGUACAUCAAACUUUAAAUACAAGCAAUUCCUAUUUCAGUUGCAGCAAAACCGAACAGAAGGCCGAGUUUGGAAGAAACUGCAUGGAUUCUACGGAGGAGUCCUCAACUCAUUCUUCUUGUGCAGUGUUGCUAUCAGAAUAUGGUAACAACUACUGCAACGCAGAUUCCCACGAGUACACAAAAUCCUUGAUUUUCAAUGAGAGUGUUGAAAACCGGCCUUUCAUUGACUUUCUGGGAGUGGGUGCCACAAACUCAGACCAGGCUGUGUUCAACAGAAAGCCUGCCAUUUCCGACAGAAGUUCACACUUUUGUACACUUCACACGGAACUGUAGACUGCUGUAACCAAUUCUGUCAGUGUGAUAAGAAUAUGCUCAGACUGCAUGUAAUUUGACUAACAAGAUCCUUGUGAUGCUAAUUGCUUCCAAAUGAUAGCCUACCGUCGAGAAAAAGAAAAGAUAAAAAGCCAAAACCUGUAACAAGAAUUCUGUACUGUCUAGAACUGUGAUGCACAGACUAGCUUAAUUCCAUUGGGCCACAGUUUGACAACCUCAAAUUUUGGCAUUAGAGGCCUAACCAGACUGCAGUUUGGAAGAAGGGAGGAGAAUGAUUCCCAUGAAAAUAAAGUUAAGAAAAUAAUUUAUUUUACA